Messenger RNA from Acanthamoeba castellanii str. Neff, 1311 nucleotides. Its product is annotated as 26S protease regulatory subunit 6a, putative. Gene Ontology annotation, cellular component: proteasome regulatory particle, base subcomplex. Gene Ontology annotation, biological process: proteasome-mediated ubiquitin-dependent protein catabolic process. The transcript has 5 exons. Gene Ontology annotation, molecular function: ATP binding; ATP hydrolysis activity; proteasome-activating activity. The coding region runs from base 1 to 1311 and encodes 436 amino acids. The record is from RefSeq and is a predicted model, not a curated record. NCBI's taxonomy places the organism in Eukaryota, Discosea, Longamoebia, Acanthamoebidae.
AUGGCGGACACGAUGGAAGUUGAGAAGGGAGGCGACAAGCCCAAGACCCUGGAGGAGGCGCUGCAGGAAGAGGAAAUUGACCCUGAGAUCCUCAAUAGCUCGGUCGAUGACAUCACUGCGCGCACGAGGGCACUCGAUCGAGAAAUCCAGAUCUUGAGGCACGAACAAAACCGGCUUCACCACGAGCAGGCCGGCCUCAAGGAGAAGAUCAAGGAGAACAACGAGAAGAUUAAGCUCAACAAGCAGCUCCCCUAUCUCGUCGCCAAUGUCGUCGAGCUGAUUGAUGCCGAGCCCGAGGAAGAGGAGGAGGGCAGCACCAUGGAACUGGACGCUCAUCCCGCCACUGGCAAAUGCGCAGUGAUCAAGACGUCCGACCGAAAGACCAUCUUCCUCCCCGUGGUGGGUCUGGUGGACCCUGCCGAGCUGAGGCCCGCCGACCUCAUCGGCGUAAACAAGGACAGCUACCUCAUCCUCGACACUCUUCCGCCCGAGUACGAUGCCCGUGUGAAGGCCAUGGAAGUCGACGAGCGGCCCACCGAGGACUACUCAGACGUCGGUGGUCUCCACAAGCAGAUCGAGGAGCUCAUCGAAGCCGUCGUGCUUCCCAUCACUCACAAGGAUCGUUUCCUUUCUAUCGGCAUCCAGCCGCCCAAAGGCGUGCUGUUGUACGGCCCGCCCGGCACGGGUAAGACGCUGAUGGCCCGUGCUUGCGCGGCGCAGACCAAGUCUACCUUCCUCAAGCUGGCCGGCCCCCAGCUGGUGCAGAUGUUCAUCGGUGACGGUGCCAAGCUGGUGCGCGACGCCUUUGCGCUGGCCAAGGAGAAGGCGCCCGCUAUCAUCUUCAUCGACGAGCUGGACGCCAUCGGCACCAAGCGUUUCGACAGCGACAAGUCCGGUGACAGAGAGGUGCAGCGCACGAUGCUGGAGCUACUCAACCAGCUCGACGGAUUCAGCAGCGACCUCAGCGUGAAGGUCAUCGCCGCCACCAACCGAAUCGACAUUCUCGACCCCGCCCUGCUGCGUUCGGGACGUCUGGACAGGAAGAUCGAGUUCCCUCUGCCCAACGAGCAGGCUCGCGCCUCCAUCCUCCGCAUCCACUCGCGUAAGAUGAACGUCAGCAAGGAUGUCAACUUCGAGGAGCUGGGCCAGAGCACGGAGGACUUCAACGGCGCUCAGCUCAAGGCCGUGUGCGUGGAGGCGGGUAUGCUUGCGCUGAGGAGAGACGCCGAGGACCUCAGGCACGAGGACUUCAUGGAGGGCAUCGCCGCCGUUCAGGCAAAGAAGAAGAAGAGUCUGCAGUACUACGCCUAA